Messenger RNA from Rhea pennata, 1623 nucleotides. It is a transcript of the gene MLST8, whose product is annotated as MTOR associated protein, LST8 homolog. NCBI's taxonomy places the organism in Eukaryota, Metazoa, Chordata, Aves, Rheiformes, Rheidae. Gene Ontology annotation, molecular function: protein binding. Gene Ontology annotation, cellular component: TORC1 complex; TORC2 complex. The record is from RefSeq and is a predicted model, not a curated record. The coding region runs from base 42 to 1022 and encodes 326 amino acids. The transcript has 9 exons. Gene Ontology annotation, biological process: TOR signaling; regulation of actin cytoskeleton organization.
GCGCGGCUCCACGCGCGUGUGCUCGGCUGGGAUGGGGGACCAUGAACGCCGCGCAGGGCACGGUGGGCAGCGACCCCGUGAUCCUCGCCACCGCCGGCUACGACCACACCGUGCGCUUCUGGCAGGCGCACAGCGGCAUCUGCACCCGCACCGUGCAGCACCAGGACUCCCAGGUGAACGCGCUGGAGAUCACGCCGGACCGCAGCAUGAUCGCCGCCGCCGGCUACCAGCACAUCCGGAUGUACGACCUCAACUCCAACAACCCCAACCCGGUGAUCAACUACGACGGCGUCAGCAAGAACAUCACCUCGGUGGGCUUCCACGAGGACGGCCGCUGGAUGUACACCGGCGGGGAGGACUGCAUGGCGAGGAUUUGGGACCUCAGGUCCCGUAACCUCCAGUGCCAGCGCAUCUUCCAAGUGAACGCUCCCAUUAACUGCGUCUGCCUGCACCCCAACCAGGCAGAGCUAAUCGUGGGUGAUCAGAGCGGUGCUAUUCACAUCUGGGACCUGAAGACGGACCACAAUGAGCAACUGAUCCCAGAGCCUGAAGUUUCCGUGAAUUCGGUUCACAUUGACCCUGACGCCAGUUACAUGGCGGCCGUCAACAGCUCGGGAAAUUGUUACGUCUGGAAUCUGACGGGCGGCAUCGGAGAGGAGGUGACCCAGCUGAUCCCCAAGACCAAGAUCCCCGCGCACAACCGCUACGCCCUGCAGUGCAAGUUCAGCCCCGAUUCCACGCUCUUGGCUACAUGUUCUGCAGAUCAAACGUGCAAGAUAUGGAGGACUUCAAACUUCUCUCUGAUGACAGAACUGAGCAUUAAAAGCAAUAACCCCGGGGAAACCUCUCGUGGCUGGAUGUGGGACUGCGCCUUCUCUGGGGACUCCCAGUACAUCGUCACAGCUUCCUCGGAUAACCUGGCCAGACUUUGGUGCGUGGAGACAGGAGAGAUCAAGAGGGAAUACAGCGGCCACCAGAAAGCAGUUGUCUGCCUUGCUUUCAACGACAGCGUGUUGGGUUAACAACUGUGUGCAAGAAAGAAAGGGCCUCGGCUCGUUUUCCCCUGUCCUGGGAUGACAAGCACCCUCAGGAGCCCGACAGACACCUGCAACCAUCCCCUCCUCCGACGGAGAUGGCGGAAGCAGCUGCAUCUGCCUGGAACAAGACCAGGCUUUGGCUCUGAGCAGAUCGUAACCGAAACGCGUUUGACCUUGAAUGACCCACUUGGACAGCAGGGAACGGGCCUGGGAGGGUGGCUGGGGGCAGAUAGCUGGAGGCUCUCCUGUGGCACUGCUGCGGGCAGCUUUGUGACGUUCAUGUACCCCAAACUGAAAAAACCAUCAGCCUUUCUAAACGGUGGAACGGGCUGAACAGAGAGAGGAAGGGCGGCUGUUCUCGUUUUGCAAUCCCUUUAUUCAAAGUGUAUUUCACAGACUUGCUUCGAGAAUGGCGCUCUGACAAAAUUAAUAGCCCCGGCCAAGUGAUAACCUUGUGUUGAACAGGGCACGUGGCCAUAAAACACUAGCUACUCCCCACGAUCCGUCUGUGUCUAGAUCUACUGAUAGCUACACGUGAGAUGCAGCCCUGGAGCGCAGCUGCAAAUAAAAUGUCUGUACCGACGAA